This is a messenger RNA of Corvus hawaiiensis (hawaiian crow), 2550 nucleotides long. RefSeq names its product cell surface glycoprotein 1-like. The transcript has 5 exons. The coding region runs from base 1 to 2550 and encodes 849 amino acids. The record is from RefSeq and is a predicted model, not a curated record. Lineage: Eukaryota; Metazoa; Chordata; Aves; Passeriformes; Corvidae.
AUGCCAGCUGGGUUUCGUGCUUCUCGGAGAACAAACCGGGCCACGCAGCUCCCCGCGCCACCCGACUUGGCUGAAGAUCCCCGCUGCCUCCCUCCGGGGCCCCGGGGCUGGACCUGCCCCGCUGGGAACGCCACGGGGUCCCGGGCACUCGGGGGGCUGGGGCAGGGCGGGACUCGCAUCGUGCUGAGGGCUCCGGGGCUCAGCCGCAGUUCCGGGCCGAGCACCCCGCCGGAGUUCGGCAGCGGGUCCCAGCCCCGGGCAGGCGGGGAGGAUGGUGCUGAUGAUGACGAUGAUGAUGAUGCUCAGCGGGGGAUGAAGCUCCCGCCGCGGCUGCAGGCUCCCCCUGGCGGCCCCGCCCCGCCCCGAGCCGGGCAGGGAUGGCGUCUCCCAUCAGCAGCAUUCCCAUCAGCAGCACUCCCAUCAACAGCAUUCCCGUCAGCAGCAUCCCACACCGACUGCAUCCCCACCGACAGCAUCCCACACCGACAGCAUCCGCACCGACAGCAUCCCCACCGACAGCAUCCCACACCGACAGCAUCCCACACCAACAGCAUCCCCACCGACAGCAUCCCCACCGACAGCAUCCUGAACCGACAGCAUCCCCACCGACAGCAUCCCGCACCGACAGCAUCCCCACCGACAGCAUCCUCACCGACAGCAUCCGCACCGACAGCAUCCCCACCGACAGCAUCCCCACCGACAGCAUCCCGCACCGACAGCAUCCGCACCGACAGCAUCCUCACCGACAGCAUCCGCACCGACAGCAUCCGCACCGACAGCAUCCCCAUCCGCACCGACAGCAUCCCGCACCGACAGCAUCCGCACCGACAGCAUCCUGAACCGACAGCAUCCGCACCGACAGCAUCCCGCACCGACAGCAUCCGCACCGACAGCAUCCUGAACCGACAGCAUCCGCACCGACAGCAUCCCACACCGACAGCAUCCCCACCGACAGCAUCCCACACCGACAGCAUCCCCACCGACAGCAUCCUGAACCGACAGCAUCCCCACCGACAGCAUCCGCACCGACAGCAUCCCGCACCGACAGCAUCCCCACCGACAGCAUCCGCACCGACAGCAUCCGCACCGAGAGCAUCCCCACCGACAGCAUCCCGCACCGACAGCAUCCGCACCGACAGCAUCCCCACCGACAGCAUCCUGAACCGACAGCAUCCCGCACCGACAGCAUCCCGCACCGACAGCAUCCCCACCGACAGCAUCCUGAACCGACAGCAUCCUGAACCGACAGCAUCCGCACCGACAGCAUCCGCACCGACAGCAUCCCACACCGACAGCAUCCCACACCGACAGCAUCCAUACCGACAGCAUCCUGAACCGACAGCAUCCCGCACCGACAGCAUCCAUACCGACAGCAUCCCGCACCGACAGCAUCCGCACCGACACCAUCCCCACCGACAGCAUCCCCACCGACAGCAUCCCACACCGACAGCAUCCCACACCGACAGCAUCCGCACCGACAGCAUCCGCACCGACAGCAUCCCUACCCGCACCGACAGCAUCCCCACCGACAGCAUCCGCACCGACAGCAUCCGCACCGAGAGCAUCCCGCACCGACAGCAUCCCCACCGACAGCAUCCUGAACCGACAGCAUCCCGCACCGACAGCAUCCCCACCGACAGCAUCCGCACCGACAGCAUCCUGAACCGACAGCAUCCCCACCGACAGCAUCCUGCACCGACAGCAUCCCCACCGACAGCAUCCCCACCGACAGCAUCCCGCACCGACAGCAUCCGCACCGACAGCAUCCUGAACCGACACAUCCGCACCGACAGCAUCCGCACCGACAGCAUCCGCACCGACAGCAUCCCCACCGACAGCAUCCGCACCGACAGCAUCCCCACCGACAGCAUCCCACACCGACACAUCCGGACCGACAGCAUCCCCACCUACAGCAUCCGCACCGAGAGCAUCCCACACCGACAGCAUCCGCACCGACAGCAUCUGCACCGACAGCAUCCCGCACCGAGAGCAUCCGCACCGACAGCAUCCGCACCGAGAGCAUCCCCACCGACAGAAUCCCACACCGACAGCACCCGCACCGACAGCAUCCCCACCGAGAGCAUCCGCACCGACAGCAUCCGCACCGAGAGCAUCCCGCACCGACAGCAUCCCCACCGACAGCAUCCUGAACCGACAGCAUCCCGCACCGACAGCAUCCCCACCGACAGCAUCCCCACCGACAGCAUCCUGAACCGACAGCAUCCCCACCGACAGCAUCCUGCACCGACAGCAUCCCCACCGACAGCAUCCGCACCGACAGCAUCCGCACCGACAGCAUCCCCACCGACAGCAUCCCCACCGACAGCAUCCGCACCGACAGCAUCCCGCACCGACAGCAUCCCCACCGACAGCAUCUCGCACCGACAGCACCCGCACCGACAGCAUCCCGCACCGACAGCAUCCCGCACCGACAGCAUCCGCACCGACAGCAUCCGCACCGACAGCAUCCUGAACCGACAGCAUCCCCACCGACAGCAUCCCGCACCGACAGCAUCUCCACCGACAGCAUCCGCACCGACAGCAUCCUGA